GCCCCCACCACCAUCUGCUCUGGCUUUGGCGUCGGCGGCUCCCGGCGCCUCCAGCUCUGGCUCGGGCUUGGGCUCCGGCUCCAGGCGCGGACCAGGUCCCCUUGGCCCCUGCCGCGCGCCCUCCAACCUGCUGCUGCGGCCGCCGCGCCCCCCAGGCUCUGCCAGCUGCCAGCUCUCUGAGCCCGAGGCCGGAUUCCCAUGGAAGCGCCGCGAUGUUCGCCCCCAGGCUGCUGGAUUUCCAGAAGACGAAGUACGCUAGGUUCAUGAACCACCGAGUCCCUGCCCACAAGAGGUACCAGCCCACAGAGUAUGAACAUGCGGCCAACUGUGCCACCCAUGCUUUCUGGAUCAUCCCCAGCAUCCUGGGCAGCUCCAACCUGUACUUCCUGUCAGACGAUGACUGGGAGACCAUCUCUGCCUGGAUCUACGGCCUUGGCCUCUGCGGCCUCUUCGUGGUGUCCACCGUGUUUCACACCAUCUCCUGGAAGAAGAGCCACCUCAGGAUGGUGGAACACUGUCUACACAUGUUCGACCGGAUGGUCAUCUAUUUCUUCAUAGCGGCUUCCUACGCACCCUGGCUGAAUCUUCGGGAGCUGGGCCCCUGGGCCUCCCACAUGCGCUGGCUGGUCUGGAUUAUGGCUUCCGUGGGCACCAUCUAUGUCUUCUUCUUCCAUGAGCGGUACAAGCUUGUGGAGCUUCUCUGCUACAUCGUGAUGGGCUUCUUCCCUGCCCUGGUCAUCCUCUCCAUGCUGGGCUUUUCUCCUCUUCUCUGCUGGACUCUGCUGUUUCCCACAAGGUGUUCAGAGAUUCUGCCCUGAAUCGUGCAACCAGGAGAUGAGAAGCACAGAGUGACACCAGCAGGAGAACAUAAAGAUGCGCUGACAGUUGUCCUCCUGCUGCAGAGUCCAGAGCAGUGCACUCCUACCGCUGGUGCCCUAGCUAAGCCUGGGGGCCAGCAUGUCCGAUGAUAGUCUGGGAGUGCUGCAGUCAGGGUCCCCACAAUGGGCACUCAGCCUGUGCCCUUGCACUCUGCAUGACCGUGGUCAUUGUCACCUCAGAGCCCCGGGGUACAGAGCAAUGCAUCCUACCAGAGCUGCAUGUGGGGAAGUACCACGUGAGUCCCGGGAAAGAGCUGAGGCCCUGCAGGGGGAGGUGGCCAGGACUGAGACCUGAUGCUUGUGUGUAGAAUCGUCUGUGGGUGUGAGUGGCACUGUGGGGUCAGUGCCCGGGUUCUGCUGCUCCCCCUCCUCAAAGAUCAGGGUCCGAGCAGGGGCUGUCGUGUGUGUGGCACCUGGAACUGCAGGGCCACCACCCAUGUGGGAGGCCAUCAUGGGGACCUGAUGUCAUCUGCAGACCCCACCCGUCCAUCAGCCCCAAUUCCUGGCCAGCUUCUGCCAAGGUGAGAGGGUGGAAUUUGGAAGGUGGGUGUAAGCUGAAGCCUGUCCCCCAGUGGCUGACAUACAGUGGUGACACUCUCUGUGUGGGGGAAAGAAAGAGAGAUCAGACUGUUAUUCUGUCUAUGUAGAAAGACGAAGACACAAGAAAGUCCAUUUUCAUCUGUACUAAGAAAAAUUCUUCUGCCUUAAGAUGCGUUAAUCUGUAACCCCAGCCCCAGCCCUGUGCUCACAGAAGCAGGUGCUGUAUUGGCUCAAGGUUGUGCCUUAGUGAAAAUGUGUUUGCAGGCAGUAUGCUUGGUAAAAGUCAUCGCCAUUCUCCAGUCUCGAGUACCCAGGGACACAGUGCACUGCGGAAAGCCUCAGGGACCUCUGCCCAAGAAAGCCUGGGUGUUGUCCAAGGUUUCUUCCCACUGAGGCAGCCUGAGAUAUGGCCUCGUGGGAAGGGAAAGACCUGACCAUCCCCCAGCCCGACGCCCAUAAAGGGUCUGUGCUCAGGAGGAUUAGUGGAAGAGGAAGGCCUUUUUGCAGGUGAUGUAAGAGGAAGGCAUCUGUCUCCUGCUCAUCUCUGGGAAUGGAAUGUCUCGAGGUAAAACCUGACCAUACAUUCUAUUUACUGAGAUAGGAGAAAACCGCCUUAUGGCUGGAGGCGAGACAUGCUGGCGGCAAUACUGCUCUUUACUGCACGGAGAUGUUGGUGUAAAGUCAAACAAUAAUCUGGCCGACAUGCACAUCGAGGCACAGCACCUUUCCUUACACUUAUUGAUGGCACACAGUCCUUUGCUCACAUGUUUUCUGCUGACCCUCUCCCCACCACUACCCUGUAGUCCUGCCACAUCCCCCUUGCCGAAAUAGUAGAGAUAGUGAUCAAUAAAUACUGAGGGGACUGCAGAGACCAGUGCCGGAGGACGGUGUGGGUCCUCCGAAUGCUGAGCGCAGGUACCCUGGGCCCACAUUUCUUCCUCUA
Molecule: messenger RNA, 2361 nt
Organism: Macaca mulatta (Rhesus monkey)
Lineage: Eukaryota; Metazoa; Chordata; Mammalia; Primates; Cercopithecidae
Source: RefSeq, a predicted model, not a curated record